Molecule: messenger RNA, 359 nt
Organism: Phaedon cochleariae (mustard beetle)
Lineage: Eukaryota; Metazoa; Arthropoda; Insecta; Coleoptera; Chrysomelidae
Source: the annotation of a GenBank genome assembly
UUCAAUAUAAUUUUUCAUUUCAAUUGCCUUUUCGCAAUAAUAAUUUACUUGAAAAUAAGUGAAAAAUUUUUUUUAAGUUUGGUUCAUUUUUUCACUUGAAAACUCUGAAUUCCGAAGAGUUGAGACAAAUGCAAGAAGUGAAAUCGAGUACAAUGCUUCAAGAGAGAUUGAAUAGUUUGUCGCUAAUGUCGAUAGGAUGUGAUAUGCUCGAAAAUAAAGAUUUUGAAAAUGUUAUUAACGAUUUUACUCAACUAAAAUCUAGAAGGGUACAUCUUCAAUCAGCAUAGAUACUUAUAUAUAUAAGAAUUAUAAGGACUAAUCGUGGAUGCUGGUUACUUAGUGUGGAUUACAUGAUAUAA